Messenger RNA from Closterium sp. NIES-65, 5148 nucleotides. The record is from the annotation of a GenBank genome assembly. Lineage: Eukaryota; Viridiplantae; Streptophyta; Zygnematophyceae; Desmidiales; Closteriaceae.
AUGGACGCGGACGUAGACGUGGAUGUGGACAUUGUCGUGGACCUGGACAUUGUCGUGGACAUGGACGUGGAUGUGGUCGUGGACGUGGUCGUGGACGUGAACGUGGACAUGGACGUGGACGUGGACGUGGACGUGGACGUGGACGUGGACAUGGACGUGGACGUGGACGUGGACGUGGACGUGGACGUGGAAUUGGACGUGGACGUGGACGUGGACGUGGACCUGGACGUGGACCUGGACGUGGACGUGGACGUGGACGUGGACCUGGACGUGGACGUGGACGUGGACGUGGACAUGGACGUGGACAUUGUCGUGGACGUGGACAUGGACGUCGACAUGGUCUUGGACGUGGACGUGGAUGUGGACGUGGACGUGGAUGUGGACGUGGUCGUGGUCGUGUACGUGGACGAGGACGUGGACGUGGACGUGGUCGUGGACGUGGACGAGGACGUGGACGUGGUUGUGGACGUUGAUGUGGACGUGGACGUGGACGUGGACAUGGACAUGGACGUGGACGUGGACGUGGACGUGGACGUGGACGUGGACAUGGACAUGGACCUGGACGUGGACGUGGACGUGGACGUGGACGUGGACAUGGACAUGGACCUGGACGUGGACGUGGACGUGGACAUGGACGUGGACAUGGACGUGGACGUGGACGUGGACAUUGUCGACAUGGACGGGGACGUGGACGUGGACAUUGUCGUGGACGUGGACAUUGUCGUGGACGUGGACGUGUUCGUGGAUGUGGACGUGGACGUGGACGUGGACAUGGACAUGGACGUGGACAUGGACGUGGACGUAAACGUGGAGGACAUGGACGUUGACAUGGACGUGGACGUAGACGUGGACGUGGACGUGGACAUGGACAUGGACAUGGACAUGGACGUGGACGUGGACGUGGACGUGGACAUGGACGUGGAGAUGGACGUGGACAUGGACGUGGACAUGAACGUGGAGGUGGACGUGGACGUGGACAUGGACGUGGACAUGGACGUGGACAUGGACGUGGACGUGGACGUGGACGUGGACGUGGACGUGGACAUGGACGUGGACGUGGACAUGGACGUGGACGUGGACGUGGACGUGGACAUGGACGUGGACGUGGACGUGGACAUGAACGUGGACGUGGACGUGGACGUGGACGUGGACGACUUGGACGUGGACAUGGACGUGGACGUGGACGUGGACGUGGACGUAGACGUGGACAUGGACGUGGACGUGGACGUGGACAUGGACGUGGACGUGGACGUGGACGUGGAGGACUUGGACGUGGACAUGGACAUGGACGUGGUUGUGGACGUGGACGUGGACGUUGACGUCGACAUGGACGUGGACGUGGACGUGGACGUGGACGUGGACAUGGACGUGGACGUGGACGUGGACGUGGAUAGGGAAGUGGACCUGGACGUGGACGUGGACAUGGACGUGGACAUGGAUGUGGACAUGGACAUGGACGUGGACAUGAAUGUGGACGUGGACGUGGACGUGGACAUGGACGUGGACGUGGACGUGGACGUGGAUGUGGACGUGGUCGUGUACGUGGACGAGGACGUGGACGUGGACGUGGUCGUGGACGUGGACGAGGACGUGGACGUGGACGUGGUCGUGGACGUUGAUGUGGACGUGGACGUGGACGUGGACAUGGACAUGGACGUGGACGUGGACGUGGACGUGGACGUGGACGUGGACCUGGACAUGGACCUGGACGUGGACAUGGACGUGGACAUGGACGUGGACAUGGACGUGGACGUGGACGUGGACGUGGACAUUGUCGUGGACGUGGACGAAGACGUGGACCUGGAAGGGUCGUGGACGUGGACGUGGACGUGGACGUGGACAUGGACGGGGACGUGGACGUGGACAAUGUCGUGGACCUGGACAUUGUCGUGGACGUGGACGUGGACGUACGUGGACGUGGACGUGGACAUGGACAAGGACGUGGACGUGGACGUGGACGUGGACAUGGACGUGGAGAUGGACGUGGACGUGGACGUGGACAUGAACGUGGACCUGGACGUGGACGUGGACAUGGACGUGAACAUGGACGUGGACAUGGACGUGGACGUGGACGUGGACAUGGACGUGGACGUGGACGUGGACGUGGAUGACUUGGACGUAGACAUGGACGUGGACGUGGACAUGGAGGUGGAGGUGGACGUGGACAUGGACGUGGACGUGGACGUCGACGUUUACGUCUACGUGGACGUGGAUAUGGACGUGGAUGUGGACGUGGACGUGGACGUGGACGUGGACGUGGAGGACUUGGACGUGGACAUGGACAUGGACGUGGACGUGGACGUGGACGUGGACGUUGACGUGGACAUGGACGUGGACGUGGACGUGGGCGUGGACAUGGACGUGGACGUGGACAUGGACGUGGACGUGGACGUGGAUAGGGAAGUGGACCUGGACGUGGACGUGGACAUGGACGUGGACAUGGAUGUGGACGUAGACAUGGACGUGGACGUUGACGUGGAUGUGCACAUGGACAUUGACAUGGACGUGGACGUGGACGUGGACGUGGACGUGGACAUGGACGUGGACGUGGACGUGUACGUGGACGUGGACGUGGACGUGGACGUGGACGUAGACGUGGAGGACUUGGACGUGGACGUGGAUGUGGACGUGGACGUGGAUGUGGACGUGGACGUGGACGUGGAGGUGGACGUGGACGUGGACGUGGCUGUGGACGUGGACGUGGACGUGGAGGACUUGGACGUGGACAUGGACAUGGACAUGGACGUGGACGUGGACGUGGACGUGGACGUUGACGUGGACAUGGACGUGGACGUGGACGUGGACGUGGACAUGGACAUGGACGUGGACAUGGACGUGGACGCGGACGUGGAUAGGGAAGUGGACCUGGACGUCGACGUGGACAUUGACGUGGACAUGGAUGUGGACGUGAACAUGGAAGUGGACAUGGAUGUGGACGUGGACGUGGACGUGGACGUGGACAUGGACGUGGACGUGGACGUGGACGUGGAUGUGGACGUGAACGUGUACAUAGACGUGGACGUGGACGUGGAUGUGGACGUGGACAUGGACGUAGACGUGGAGGACUUGGACGUGGACGUGGACGUGGAUGUGGACGUGGACGUGGAGGUGGAGGUGGACGUGGACGUGGACAUGGACGUGGACGUGGACGUGGACGUGGACAUGGACGUGGACGUGGACGUGGACGUGGACAUGGAUGUGGACGUGGACAUUGUCGUGGACGUGGAUGUGGUCGUGGACGUGGACGUGGACGUGGGCGUGGACGUGGACGACGUGGACGUGGACGUGGACGUGGACGACGUGGACCUGGACGUGGACGUGGACGUGGACGUGGAAGUGGAGAUGGACGUGGACGUGGACGUGGACGUGGACAUUGUCGUGGACGUGGACGAAGACGUGGACCUGGAAGGGUCGGAAGUGGACCUGGACGUGGACGUGGACAUGGACGUGGACAUGGACGUGGACGUGGACAUGGACGUGGACAUGGAUGUGGACGUGGACGUAGACGUGGACGUGGACACGGACGUGGACGUGGACGUGGAAGACUUGGACGUGGACAUGGACGUGGACGUGGAUGUGGACGUGGACGUCGACGUGGAGGUGGACGUGGACCAUGGACAUGGACGUGGACACGUGGACGUGGACGUGGACGUAGACGUGGACAUGGACGUGGACGUGGACGUGUACGUGGACGUGGACGUGGACGUGGACGUGGACAUGGACGUGGACGUGGACGUGUACGUGGACGUGGACGUGGACGUGGACGUGGACGUGGACGUAGACGUGGAGGACUUGGACGUGGACGUGGACGUGGACGUGGAUGUGGACGUGGACGUGGACGUGGAGGUGGACGUGGACGUGGACAUGGCUGUGGACGUGGACGUGGACGUGGAGGACUUGGACGUGGACAUGGACAUGGACAUGGUCGUAGACGUGGAUGUAGACGUAGACGUGGACGUGGACGUGGACAUGGACGUGGACGUGGACGUGUACGUGGACGUGGACGUGGACGUGGACGUGGACAUGGACGUGGACGUGGACGUGUACGUGGACGUGGACGUGGACGUAGACGUGGAGGACUUGGACGUGGACGUGGACGUGGACGUGGACGUGGAUGUGGACGUGGACGUGGACGUGGAGGUGGACGUGGACGUGGACAUGGCUGUGGACGUGGACGUGGACGUGGAGGACUUGGACGUCGACAUGGACAUGGACAUGGACGUGGACGUGGACGUGGACGUGGACGUUGACGUGGACAUGGACGUGGACGUGGACGUGGACGUGGACAUGGACAUGGACGUGGACAUGGACGUGGACGCGGACGUGGAUAGGGAAGUGGACCUGGACGUGGACGUGGACAUUGACGUGGACAUGGAUGUGGACGUGGACAUGGAAGUGGACAUGGAUGUGGACGUGGACGUGGACGUGGACGUGGACAUGGACGUGGACGUGGACGUGGACGUGGAUGUGGACGUGAACGUGUACAUAGACGUGGACGUGAACGUGGAUGUGGACAUGGACAUGGACGUAGACGUGGAGGACUUGGACGUGGACGUGGACGUGGACGUGGAUGUGGACGUGGACGUGGAGGUGGAGGUGGACGUGGACGUGGACGUGGACGUGGACGUGGACGUGGACGUGGACAUGGACGUGGACGUGGACGUGGACGUGGACAUGGAUGUGGACGUGGACAUUGUCGUGGACGUGGAUGUGGUCGUGGACGUGGACGUGGACGUGGGCGUGGACGUGGACGACGUGGACGUGGACGUGGACGUGGACGACGUGGACCUGGACGUGGACGUGGACGUGGACGUGGACGUGGAAGUGGAGAUGGACGUGGACGUGGACGUGGACGUGGACGUGGACAUGGACGUGGACGUAGACAUGGACGUGGACGCGUGGUUGUGGACGUGGACGUGGACGUGGACGUGGUCGUGGACGUGGACGUGGACGUGGACGUGGACGUGGACGUGGACAUGGACGUGGACCUGGACGUGGACGUGGAAGUGGACGUGGACAUGGACGUGGACGUGGACGUGGACGUUGAUGUGGACAUUGUCGUGGACGUGGACGAAGACGUGGACGUGGUCGUGGACGUGGACGUGGAUGUGGACGUCGACGUGGACGUGGACAUGGACGUGGACGUAG